Penicillium canescens is the source of this 951-nucleotide messenger RNA. RefSeq lists its product as uncharacterized. The transcript has 3 exons. The coding region runs from base 1 to 951 and encodes 316 amino acids. NCBI's taxonomy places the organism in Eukaryota, Fungi, Ascomycota, Eurotiomycetes, Eurotiales, Aspergillaceae. The record is from RefSeq and is a predicted model, not a curated record.
AUGAAGAACUUUUACACUCUCGCGGCUUUCGCCGCUGGUGCAAAUGCCCUAGUUUCUCGUGAUGGUAGCUGCUGCUUCCAUCUUGAUGCUUCUGGCGCUAUGACCGGCUCUGUCGGCCAACUGAGUGAUGGUCAGAACCGUAUCGGUGACAAUAGUCUGUCUCCCGCACAGUUCUGUAUCAGCUCUGAUGGCUCUGUCACCGAUGGAAAUGGCCGUGGUUGUAUUCUGACCCCUCCUACCACUCAAUUCCAGUGUGAUACCGGGGCCACACCAACCCCAGGUUUCUCCGUGAGCUCUUCUGGCAUGCUGGAGUUCAACGGCAGUCCAGACUUCAUUGCUUGUGAGACUGGCCAGAACGGAGGUGCGAAUAUCCACACCACCAACAGCUCCGCUCUCGGCCAGUGUGAGAAUAUCAUGCUCAACGCCGAUUCCUGCUUCGCUCCUCCCGCGCCGACUAGCAAUAACUGCGAAACUACCCUGACCUCGGGCAACUUUGAGUUCCCUCACCUAAUUGUGCCUAUCGACUCCAAGUCUCCCGACACAGCCUUUGGCACCCAAUUUAACGGCACUGUGACCUCGACUAUUUCGAGCAUCUUUAACUUUGAUAUCCCGCAGUCUGACUCGGGCAAGACUUGUAGCCUGGUCUUCCUUUUCCCUGAAUUGAAGGACUUAGUGACCUCGUCUUUCAGCUCUAGCGGUGAUGGCAAAAUUGAUUUUUCUAAGCUCUCUAAGCCCGCUGAUACCCAGACUACAUUCAACAACGCCCCCUCUGUCUCCCAAGAUCUCGGCGAUAUCACUGUCUCACCUGGAAACUCGUUUGUUGUUUCGACUUUCUCGUGUCCCGCCGGCGAGGCUGUUGCCUUCGAGAUGAAAAAUGCUGGUAGUACUGAUCUCAACUUCUUCCAGGACUUUAACCCCUCUCCUAUUGGUCUAUUCAUCACUGUUUGUUAA